AAAGGUUAAAUAUUUGGAUUGCGACCUGUGAUUGGGUUAUGUCAGUUUUUAUAAUAACUAAUUUAAUAAAAUAAAAAUGUAUCGAAAAAUUGUUACGAAUCUUGUGAAGUUUGUUCCGAAAAGAAAUGGGAACAUGAUAAUGCGACCAAUGUCGGCAAAGUCAGUGGAAUCUAAAUCAAUUGAAAACUGGGAUUUGUAUGCAUCUGUCCUUGUGGAACGUCUGCCCAUCGUAUCAAAAAGUUUCAACGCCAUUGAACGUGAAUUCCAGGAGCAACUAUGGCGAGUAGAGUUCGAGAACAGUUUACAGUCUGAUCAUGAACUUAAACAUCAACGAGAUUUAAUACAAAGUGAACUAAUCAAAAAAGGAAAAAUGGAAGUGGACCUAGACGACAGCGCUUCCAAGCAAACAGCACAAGAUUUAAAAGAUGCCUACUCAGAAGAGUUAAAAAGUUUUCAAUUUGCUUUACGGUCUACCGCCGACGAUGCAACUAACAAAACGAAUUCAACAAAUCGAUGCUUAGAAGAUACUUUGUAUCUGGUUAUCGAGGAAUCAUUAAGCAAGCAAGCGGUGAAAAUGUUGCCUCAAGGUCCACGACUUGAUGGUGAGACCAUGCGUCAGGCGGCAGAACGAGUGCUACGUGAGAAAUGUGGCACUCAAUUGGAGGUUACUUUUUAUGGAAACGCACCAUGCGGAUUUUACAAAUAUAAAUAUCCGAAAGAAGUGCGUAAAAGUAGUGUCGGAGCCAAAGUUUUCUUUUACCGAGCAUCCCUACUUGGCGGUAAUGUCGAUACAGCAACUGCGAAAAAAUUUGAAUGGCUGACAAGGCCAGCAUUAGAGGAACAACUUCAAAAAUCUGAAUAUUCAGAAAGUAUACAAAAAUUUUUGUUAUAGAAUAAAUGUACAUAAGUACCCAAAACAUGUUAAUAAAUCCUCGUUAAAAUCAA
This is a messenger RNA of Bactrocera tryoni, 945 nucleotides long. It is a transcript of the gene mRpL46, whose product is annotated as 39S ribosomal protein L46, mitochondrial. Lineage: Eukaryota; Metazoa; Arthropoda; Insecta; Diptera; Tephritidae. The transcript has a single exon. Gene Ontology annotation, cellular component: mitochondrial large ribosomal subunit. Bases 77 to 892 code for a protein of 271 amino acids. The record is from RefSeq and is a predicted model, not a curated record. Gene Ontology annotation, molecular function: structural constituent of ribosome.